AUGUCCUUCAAGGAGUCGUCGUAUAGUUCGCAAAAUGACCAUGCUCCGGUCAAGUUGCCCCCGAUAUCGUUUCUUUCGAGCAAGUUAGGGGCAUCAGACAAGGAAGGCGAGGCUAAGAGCCGUCCUGAGAGUCAACAAUUGCCUUCUCUAUCGUCUAUCAACUCUGGUGAAUUUCAACUGCCUUCGAUAUCCUCGCUGGCUUCUGGCGUCGACUCAACGAAACUCCCUUCUAUUGUGCCGAGCAAGUCUUCUGAACAACCCUCAGACCAAAAAUUGCCACCUUUGAAAUCGUCAGCAUCACCUCCUUCCACAAACAACUCGUCACCGUCCAGACAGCAAAUUAAUAGCGUUAGUCCCCCUCGCGAGACUGAAAAGGGAGACAAAUGCCGCCAUCAUCACCGUGUGCACGAUGAGCUUACGACACAUCUGAAGGAAGCACAACAGCAUCUCAAAAACGGCGGUCAUAUUCAUAUUGUGCAUCAGCCUCAUGGUAACCACCAUCAUCACAAAGUUCUUGUACACAACCCUAAUGAGACACCUUCUGAUGUUCCGCCUCCUCAAGGGAAUGAUACAACCAUCAUACAGAACGAUUCUACCAUAAUUGACCCCAACGCAACAGUGCCCCAAGACCAGUCAUUGGUCCAGCAGACAUCGCCGAAACAGAGUACGGAAAAACCAAAAGAAACAUUCAAGCCGCGAGAAAUAACGAUCAAUUCAAAAGAAACACUUCUUCUCGCCGCAAAAUUCCCAAGAAAGCAUCUGGGGUCGAUAAUAUACCAGGCCUAUCCAACAAAGGAGACCCGUUGCAUGUAUUUGCAAAACAUAGAACCAGAACACGUGCAUGAGGGCUCACAAGUGACCAGUGAGCUUGUCUCUAAAAGAAUCGAACUUCUUCCUGCAUACUUCGCAAACUACAUCAACUGUACAGUGGAUAUACACAUCCCAUACCAGUGUAUCCCCGACAAUGUCAACGUAUACGACCGCAGAAUAUGGGGGACGGACAUUUAUACGGAUGAUUCCGAUAUCGUGGCCAUAUUGUAUCAUUGUGGAGUGCUCAAGUCGGCUGAUCCAUCUGCUCUGGAGUCUGGGCAGUCCACCCGUACACCAGAAGAUAGCGAAAAAUCUGGGGAAUUUAUCAUUGAUAACGAAAAGGGUACUAUAAGAUUUUCUAGACACACAGGGCCUUUGACACCCGGAAACUUGGAGAACCGCUCGAACGUGAUCAAGCAGGAUGUGGAUUCGAGUGACGCAAAUGAUUUGGUGAUAACUUUGCUGAUUCUGCCUCGUCUGGGCGUGUACCAGGGGACAUACAGAAAUAACUACUACUCCAGAACCUGGGGAAGAAAUGGUCGUUUGCAUAAUGGUGUCUCUAUUGCUCUUUUUGCGGUGAAAUGGUGCAAGUUGGGUGGUUCUUACGACGGCUUGAAUUAUGGGUCUUUCCGCAAAAGAUUAUUGAGCGAGCGCAUUGAGCUUUCCCAGAAACUUCUCAAGACGUCGAGCGAACAAGGAGCUGUUCCCGGCUGGGAGUUGGAUCGUAAAUACUAUAAAGAGUUCAAGUAA
Messenger RNA from Ogataea parapolymorpha DL-1, 1560 nucleotides. RefSeq lists its product as uncharacterized. The record is from RefSeq and is a predicted model, not a curated record. Bases 1 to 1560 code for a protein of 519 amino acids. NCBI's taxonomy places the organism in Eukaryota, Fungi, Ascomycota, Pichiomycetes, Pichiales, Pichiaceae. The transcript has a single exon.